Argentina anserina (silverweed cinquefoil) is the source of this 1608-nucleotide messenger RNA. RefSeq names its product truncated FRIGIDA-like protein 1. The record is from RefSeq and is a predicted model, not a curated record. The transcript is spliced from 3 exons. Bases 48 to 1547 code for a protein of 499 amino acids. NCBI's taxonomy places the organism in Eukaryota, Viridiplantae, Streptophyta, Magnoliopsida, Rosales, Rosaceae.
AUGUAAUCUCGAACUUGUUUCUUUUGGUUCCGACGACCCAAAAAAACAUGGCUCCGACGGCCGAAACAAUCACGGCGGCGAUGCAACAAAUAGAGCCAAAGAAAGAGGAACUAAAGAAGGCCUUCGACGAGCUUCAAUCUUACUCCGACGUCUUCUCUCUCUUCUCUCUCUCCUGGUCCGACCUCGACUCCCAUUUCACCUCCCUCCACAACUCUCUCUCCCAAAAGCUCCACCUCCUCCAAACCCUCGAGUCCCAGCAACCUUCUUCCUCGAAUUCACAGACCCAGAUAGAAAAGGACCCGACUUUGCCGACCCAGAUAACAAAGGAGGCAACUUUGCCGACCCGGAAUCGUGUUAAGGUGAAUUAUAGUGAUGAAUGGGAGUUGGUGCCUCCUCGGCCGGAGUUGGUGGGGUUUUGUGAGAAAAUGGAUGUAGUUGGAUUGAGAAAGUAUAUGAAUGAGACCAAAAGGAACCGGGAUAUGAUCCGGGCCGAGCUUUUCGGGGCUUUACAGCGCGCUCCGGACCCGGCAUUGAUGGUUUUGAAUGCAAUGGAGGGGUUUUACGUGGAGAACAAGGGUGAUAAGGACGUGGAAGUGAGUAAUGUGAGGAGGACUAGUGUUGUGUUGUUGGAAGUGUUGUGUGGAGUUUCGCCAAAUGUGGGGGAGGAGGUGAGGGAGAGGGCCAGGAAGUUGGCAUUGGAGUGGAAAGGGAAGGUGAGUUUGGAAGGGGAGAAUCAAUUUGAAUCUAUGGGGUUGUUGCAUUUGGUGUCGGCGUUUGGAUUGGUGUCUGAAUUCAGUGUGGAUGAGCUUGUGGAUCAUAUGGUUGUCGUUGCGAGGUAUAGGCAAGCUACUGGCUUGUUCAGGAGGCUUGGCUUGGGAGACAAGGUUACAGAUCUGAUUCAGAAACUCAUGAGCAAGGGCAAACAUCUGUUUGCUAUCAAGUUUAUUUCUGAAUUUGAUAUGACUGAUAUGUUUCCACCCGUUCCCAUCUUAAAAGCCUAUGUGAAGGAGUCUAAAAGGCUGGCCAAGAAAAUUUCUGAGGAAGGAAAUAACUCUAAGAGGGCAGCGAAUGAGGCCAUAGCCAAAGAAAGUGGUGCUUUGAAAUCAGUCGUUAAAAUUAUUGAAGAUCUAAAGCUCGAGUCUGAAUAUCCACCAUCUUCUCUUGAAAGGCGAAUUGACCAGUUGGAGAAGGAGAAGGCAAACAGAAAACGCCAAGCAGCAGCUCCUGGUGGGAAGCCUUUUCAACUACAGCAGCAGUAUGGUAACAAGCGUCCUCGAAUAACUGCUCCUGUUGGCUCCACGGCAGUCUCAGCUAGCGCUGCAGGUUUGUUGGUAAAAUCUCCUACUGCAUAUAUGAGCUCCGCAGCUGCACCCUAUGUCGUGUCGGGCACUGCUCCUCCAGUUGCCCCUUAUGUGGGUUCAUCAACUAGUACCCAUUUAUACUCAUCCAAUCAGUAUGCGCCCUCGGGCCAUUACCACAAUCUAACUGUCUAUGGUGGAUAUGGUGUACCCCCUCAAUACCAUCCAUCUUACCAUUCUCAGCAGUAACGUGUUACUCUUUGUUUCUAUCAUAGUAUACCUAAUACUAUGCUAUAUUAUCUAUGGCAAU